AAAGGUUGAGAGCGGAGUGGAAACUGAAGCCUGAAAUGUGUGCCGGCGGCAGCAGGUCCAGGCCCCAGGCAGGCCCAUGUGGCCCCAAGAACACGCGUGGACAGGAGCCUGGGGCCGAAGGUGGAGGCGUUGUGCACUGAGGUCCCCAGCAGCACCCCGGCCUUCAGUCCCUGCCCGUCAUGCAGGAGGGUGCACCAGCCGCCUAGGUUUCUGGUGUCCCGCCCCGCCCCCAGGGCACCCUGACUUUCCGUAAAUGACGGCGGCCAGGAAGCUCAGGGGCCGCACAGGAAGGAGCGGGGACUUUCCUGUCGCAGCUCCACGGCCCCUGCCUCGGCGCGGCUGAAGGUUAUACUCAUGGCACCUCCAAGUGAAGAGACACCUCUGAUCGCACAGCGCUCUUGCAGCCUCUCAUCCUCAGAAGCAGGGACGCUGCAUGUGCUCCUUCCUUCCCGGGGACCUGGGCCUCCCCAGCGACUGUCAUUCUCUUUUGGGGACUACGUGGCCGAGGAUCUGUGUGUGCAGGCUGCCAAGGCCUGUGGCAUCCUGCCUGUUUAUCAUUCGCUCUUCGCUCUGUCGACCGAGGACCUGUCUUGCUGGUUCCCUCCAAGCCACAUCUUCUCCGUGGAGGACAUGGACACCCAAGUCUUGGUUUACAGACUCCGCUUUUAUUUCCCCGACUGGUUUGGGCUGGAGACGUGUUACCGCUUCGGGCUGCGUAAAGAUUUGACCAGUGCCAUCCUUGACUUACAUGUUUUAGAAAGCCUCUUUGCCCAGCACCGCAGUGACCUGGUGAGUGGGCGCUUCCCCGUGGGCCUCAGCCUGAAGGAGCAGGGAGAGUUCCUGAGCCUAGCCGUGCUGGACUUGGCCCAGAUGGCUCGUGAGCAGGCCCAGCGGCCGGGCGAGUUGCUCAAGAGCAUCAGCCUGGCUCUGCCCAAAGGUCCCCUCCCACUCCGAAUGCCCGGCGUGCUCCCCACCCACAGCUACAAGGCCUGCCUGCCGCCCAGCCUGCGCAACCUGAUCCGGGGCUUGAGCUUCAUGACGCGCAAGCGCAUCCGCAGGACCGUCCUUCAGGCGCUGCGCCGCGUGGUCGCCUGCCAGACGGACCGCUACGCGCUCAUGGUCAAGUACAUCCUGGACCUGGAGCGGCUGCACCCAGAGGCUGCCGCCGCCGAGACCUUCCGCGUGGGGCUCCCGGGAGCGCAGGAGGAGCCAGGGCUCCUGCGCGUGGCGGGAGGCAGCGGGAUCGCCUGGAGUCCCGGGGACCCGGAGCGUUUCCAAACCUUCUGUGACUUUCCUGAAAUCGUGGAUGUCAGCAUCAAGCAUGCCCCACGCGUGGGUCCGGCAGGGGAGCACCGGCUGGUCACCAUCACCAGGAUGGACAGCCACAUCCUGGAAGCGGAGUUCCCGGGGCUACCUGAGGCGCUGUCCUUUGUGGCCCUCGUGGAUGGCUACUUCCGUCUGAUCUGCGACUCCAGGCAUUACUUCUGCAAGGAGGUGGCGCCUCCGCGGCUGCUGGAGGAAGAGGCAGAGCUGUGCCAUGGGCCCAUCACGUUAGACUUUGCCAUCCACAAGCUGAAAGCUGCUGGCUCCCUCCCUGGCACCUACGUUCUCCGCCGCAGCCCGCAGGACUAUGACAGCUUUCUUCUCACGGCCUGCAUCCAGACUCCCCUUGGCCCCGACUACAAGUGCUGCCUCAUCCGCCGGGACCCCCGUGGGGCCUUCGUGCUGGUCGGCCUCAGCCAGUCCCACAGAAGCCUGCGAGAGCUGAUCGCAGCCUGCUGGCACUCCGGGCUGCACGUGGAAGGCGCUGCCCUGCGCCUCACAUCCUGCUGUGCCCCCAGACCUAAGGAAAAGUCCAAUUUGAUCGUGGUGCGAAGGGGCUGCACUCCCCAGCCAGUCCCCGGCCGCUCCCGGUCCUGCUGUGUGCUGACCCAGCUGAGCUUCCACACAAUCCCAGAGGACAGCCUGGAGUGGCACGAGAACCUAGGCCAUGGCUCUUUCACCAAGAUCUACCGCGGCCGCCGGCGGGAGGCGGUGGAUGGUGAGGCACAUGACACGGAAGUCCUCCUGAAGGUCAUGGAUGCCAGACACCAGAACUGCAUGGAGUCCUUUCUGGAAGCCGCAAGCCUGAUGAGCCAAGUGUCAUACCCGCACCUCGUGUUGCUGCAUGGUGUCUGCAUGGCUGGAGACAGCAUCAUGGUACAGGAAUUUGUGUACCUAGGAGCAAUUGACACGUAUCUGCGCAAGCGUGGCCAUCUGGUGGCGGCCAGCUGGAAGCUGCAGGUGACCAAGCAACUGGCCUAUGCCCUCAACUACUUGGAGGACAAAGGCCUCCCUCAUGGCAACGUCUCAGCCCGGAAGGUGCUCCUGGCUCGCGAGGGGGUUGAUGGGAGUCCACCCUUUAUCAAGCUGAGUGACCCUGGUGUCAGCCCCACAGUGCUGAGCCUGGAAAUGCUCGCCGACAGGAUCCCCUGGGUGGCCCCCGAGUGUCUCCAGGAAGCCCAGGCUCUCGGCUUGGAGGCUGACAAGUGGGGCUUCGGCGCCACGGCGUGGGAGGUGUUCAACGGGGCGCCCGUGCACAUCACCGCCCUAGAACCCGCCAAGAAGCUGAAGUUCUACGAGGACCGGGGCCAGCUGCCCGCCCCCAAGUGGACGGAGCUGGCGGGGCUCAUCGCACAGUGCAUGGAGUACGACCCGGGCCGGCGCCCCUCCUUCCGAGCCAUCCUUCGGGACCUCAACGGCCUCAUUACAUCUGAUUACGAGCUCCUUUCAGACCCCACGCCGGGCAGCCUGAGUCCCCGAGAUGAGCUGUGCGGUGGCCCGCAGCUCUCCGCCUGUCAGGACCCCUCCAUCUUUGAGGAGAGACACCUUAAGUACAUCUCUCUGCUGGGCAAGGGCAACUUCGGCAGCGUGGAACUGUGCCGCUACGACCCUCUGGGGGACAACACGGGACCCCUGGUGGCAGUGAAGCAGCUACAGCACAGCGGGCCAGACCAGCAGAGGGACUUCCAGCGGGAGAUUCAGAUCCUCAAGGCGCUGCACAGCGACUUCAUCGUCAAGUACCGGGGAGUCAGCUACGGGCCCGGUCGCCAGAGCCUGCGGCUGGUGAUGGAGUACCUGCCCAGCGGCUGCCUGCGGGACUUCCUGCAGCGCCACCGCGCGCGCCUGCACGCCGGCCGCCUGCUGCUGUUCGCCUGGCAGAUCUGCAAGGGCAUGGAGUACCUGGGCGCGCGCCGCUGCGUGCACCGUGACCUGGCCGCGCGCAACAUCCUGGUGGAGAGCGAGUCGCAUGUGAAGAUCGCGGACUUCGGCCUCGCUAAACUGCUGCCGCUUGGAAAGGACUACUACGUGGUCCGCGAGCCUGGACAGAGCCCCAUCUUCUGGUACGCCCCCGAGUCCCUUUCAGACAACGUCUUCUCCCGCCAGUCUGACGUGUGGAGCUUCGGCGUGGUGUUGUACGAGCUCUUCACCUACAGCGACAAGAGCUGCAGUCCAUCCGCCGAGUUCCUGCGUCUGAUAGGGCCAGAGCGGGAGGGGCCCACGCUCUGCCGCCUCCUGGAGCUGCUGGCGGAGGGCCGCCGCCUCCCGCCACCUCCCGCCUGCCCGGCCAAGGUUCAGGAGCUCAUGCAGCUGUGCUGGGCACCCAGCCCGCAGGAUCGGCCGGCCUUCGGCACCCUGAGCCCGCAGCUGGACGCACUGUGGCGUGAAAACCCGGGAUAGCAGCCUGGAACAGGGGUGUGUUUCCCGGCACGUCCUGCAGAACUCAACGACCCCGGCAACCUCAGGUCCCAACACCACCAUCCAGCCUCAGCCAGCAUCCAGCCACAUCCCCGAACUCCUGACUCCAGGUCUGGGCCAGCGUCUGUCCAGUCCCGUUCUCCGCUGCCCGUGGGCUCCUGGGGGCUGUGAGGCCUCAGCAUGGCCUCUUUGCAGAUUGGGCCCUGGGGUGUUUGUUGAAUGAAUAAAUGACCUCAAUAAAAAGAAAAGAUGGUUUAUGACUAG
This is a messenger RNA of Psammomys obesus (fat sand rat), 4002 nucleotides long. RefSeq names its product Janus kinase 3 (gene Jak3). The coding region runs from base 355 to 3720 and encodes 1121 amino acids. Gene Ontology annotation, biological process: peptidyl-tyrosine phosphorylation; cytokine-mediated signaling pathway; cell differentiation. NCBI's taxonomy places the organism in Eukaryota, Metazoa, Chordata, Mammalia, Rodentia, Muridae. The transcript has 25 exons. The record is from RefSeq and is a predicted model, not a curated record. Gene Ontology annotation, cellular component: cytoskeleton; membrane; cytosol. Gene Ontology annotation, molecular function: ATP binding; cytokine receptor binding; non-membrane spanning protein tyrosine kinase activity.